Molecule: messenger RNA, 2115 nt
Organism: Salvia miltiorrhiza (redroot sage)
Lineage: Eukaryota; Viridiplantae; Streptophyta; Magnoliopsida; Lamiales; Lamiaceae
Exons: 2
Coding region: 59-2035 (658 amino acids)
Source: RefSeq, a predicted model, not a curated record
GGAAAUCUGAAUUCAAAUUACACACUCUGUUUGUUGAGAAGAAGAAAAGAAAGAGACGAUGGGUGAGAAGGGAAAGAAUGAGGUGAUUGAGCUUGAUCAUUUCUUCCAUAAACAUCCACUCAUUUUGACGGAAAGAAGUGGCAGUGGAUACGACAGAUGUUAUGGCUGCCGGAGGUACAUCUUCUCCGGAGAGACGAUCUACAGAUGCCGCGACUGCAGCAGCCCAACAUUACACGAAGAAUGCGCAGAAAUGCCGCGAGAGAUCACGCUCUCCUUGCACCCUCAACACACCCUCGUCCAAAAAGAAGUGUCCUACGUACCCACAUGUGCAGUCUGCGAAGAAGGUGUAUUUAGGAUUGGGUACUACUGCAGUAGCUCAUGCAAGUUCCAGAUCCACGUCGGGUGCGCACAGAGCAUGGAUGUGAGGGGUGCAGUUGAGCGCAGCUGCACCCCACACCCCAGCCACCCGCAGCAUGAGCUCAUGCUGCUGUGGAGGCCGGGCCGGGCUGCCUCCUUGAGGUGCGAUGCUUGCAGCGCCAUACACCGAGGGAACUCUUAUCUGUGCACCGUUUGUCAAUACUCUAUCAACGAGAGCUGCGCCGCCUUGCCUGCCACCCUCGACCACCGCCUCCACGGCCACCCGCUCUCCCUUGCUUAUCGUCUCCCACUAGAAUAUAUCAAGUGGAAUUUCAAGUGUGACAUCUGUUACAAGGACUUGCUCCCUAAAUAUUGGGUCUAUCAUUGUGAGAUUUGCAGAUACGUUGCCCAUAUCAACUGCGCCAUCAAACCAUCUCUCGUCAUCACGAGCAAUAUUGAUGUGGAUGUAGUUGAUGGAGAUGUCAUUGCGUUUCCCAUAAAUGACGCGGUGAAAGAGCUCAUUGGACGUUUUGUUACGAAAUUAGGAGUAACGGCCAUGUCUCAUGAUAAUGAGAUCGUCAAAGGCAAAUACAAACUCCAUAAUCCCGACCAUCAGUUUCGUUUAAUCUCGUCAUCACGGCAUGAAGAAGAAGAAGAAGAAGAAGAAGAAGAAGAAGAAGAAGAAGAAGAAGAAGAAGAAGAAGAAGAAGAAGAUGAUGAAGAUGACGAUGAUGAUCUUAACUAUGGCUUAAAAUCAACAUUAGUAUGUGAGGGGUGCACCGGACCAAUUUUAGAGAAGAAACGGAAAUCUGGCUCAUCGUCAAAUAAAUACAUAAGUUGUGGCGAAUGUAAAUACUCUCUCCACUUACCUUGCUUCCAAUUUCCAACCGAGCUUCCCUCUCAUCCACUCCACCAACCAGCUGAUCACAUUCUAACCCUUCAAACCUGCCCCAAACUCGACUUUGUUUACUGCAGCAUCUGUCGUUUCUAUACGAAUGGGCUCUUCUAUGAGUGCAAAAUGUGCUACUUCAAAGUAGAUAUAAAGUGCAUUUCUCUGCCCGACACCAUAAAACACGCAGCUCACCCACACCAUCAUCUCAAGCUGCUCACUAAAGAGAUAACAAGCGAGAGAAGCUUCUGGCGGCGGGCGUGCAACGCAUGUGGUUAUGAUACAUUUGCCGACAUCUGCUACAGAUGUGAAGGCUGCCAAAUCAUAUUGCAUUCUGCGUGUGCGCUGCUGCCUGCACAAGUGAGUAAUCCUAGAUGGGAUAAGCACCCGCUGCCGCUGACGUUCGAUGCUAGCGCCAACCAUCCCAGUAGCUUCUACUGUGAAGUCUGCGAAGAAGAGAUGAAUCCCAAGAGGUUGAUGUAUCACUGCCGAAUCUGCGAUGUUUCCAUCCAUCCCAAGUGCUUGCCGACAGCAUCAGGCCAGUAUCGGAACAUCAAGUUUGGGCAGCUGUAUGAUGUACCCGCACAUCACCACCACCCUCUCGCCUAUCAACUUCUAACCAAGAAGCUGCGCUGCGACGUCUGCCGCCAAAGGAAGGAUUAUGGUACACGUGGAUUUCAGUGUGCUUCACACAAAUGUGACUUCUUCAUGUGUUUAGUCCCGUGUGGUAGAAAUGAGGAAGAUGCCAUGCGCAUGCAUGCCCAUUCAUUCAGGAAAUCUCAGAUGUAGACUAUUCCAUAUCUCCACCGCUUGUAAUAAAGAAUCACCUCGAGCAUUGAAAUACUUUUUAGGUGCACAGUGGCUGUUUU